CCAUCACUCCCCUUCAGCCGCUCACUCGCUCACCCACUGUCUGCUACACUCUUCUCUUCGCGAUGGAUCGCCUCAGAGCCAUUCUCUGCAUCUCCCUCCUCUGCUUCGCGGCCUCCAACUCUGCGGCCCAGUCCCCCGCCGCCGCCCCGACCACCUCCGCAGCCGCUCCCGCCAAGCCAACCACCCCCGCUCCCGCCGCCGCUCCCACCAAAAGCAGCAGCACCCCGGCCCCGGCCGCCGCUCCCACAUCCAAGGCUCCCGCCAAGGCCCCCGCGACACGCGCACCUACUACCCCUGCGCCCGUCGCCGCCGCCGCCAAAGCGCCCACGGCGGCCGCGCCAACCUCGGCUCCUCCAGCGCCCGUGCCGGUGACAUCCCCGCCCGCGCCGCCUCCGACGACGUUGCUUCCGCCGGCGGCUUCCCCCAUCCCAUCGACCCCAGUCCCCGUCGCGGCGCCGCCGAAGCCCGCCGAGACGCCCGCCCCGACUCCGAGCAAGAAGAAGAAGAAGAAGAAGGCGAAGAAGGGCGCCGCGGCCCCCGCUCCGAGCCCCCCGGCUCCGGCCGCCGGGUCUCCCGCGGGUUCGUCCGAGGCCACCUCCCCGGGUCCCAGCGUCGCCGCCGACGAAACGAGUGGUGCACAGAUAGUGAGAGGCUUUAUCUCAGGAGGGCUGGCCCUGCUCCUGGGGCUUGCCGUCAUCCUUGCCUAGAUCGCGACAUGAUACAUAACAGUAGUUUCUUGUCUCUUGUUUCCCUUCUUUGCUGUCGUAUUGUUGUCGGUUCUGAGCGGGAGGGACCGCCGCCUGUUGUAGUUAUGCAUUCACUCGGAUUCUUUUUUUUCUGUCUCGAGAGGUUUUGUGUUGAAGACUAUUAUUUACCACAUUGAA
Musa acuminata subsp. malaccensis (wild Malaysian banana) is the source of this 884-nucleotide messenger RNA. Its product is annotated as lysine-rich arabinogalactan protein 18-like. Gene Ontology annotation, cellular component: plasma membrane. NCBI's taxonomy places the organism in Eukaryota, Viridiplantae, Streptophyta, Magnoliopsida, Zingiberales, Musaceae. The record is from RefSeq and is a predicted model, not a curated record.